AUGUCCCAAAAGGGGGAUGCAGAAGGCUCCAGCGCAGAGGACUGUGUUUGCAGUCCCCAACACAGCUGUGCAGUUUUCCAGGAGGACAUGGAACGAGCCAGCUCCAUGCCAGGCCUGCCGGGGGCAAGGUCUGGGGCCCGAGUUGGGGCUGGCAGCAGGAAGAGGGUGCUCAGGAAGAAGGCCCAUCUAGAUGCCAGCUCCCAGGCUGGGGACACUGCUGGGGCUGUGGGACAGAGCCAGGAUUCCCCGCCUGGCCCCAGGCUGCACAUGCAGCUGCCCAUGGUGCCUGCUCAGGGGAGGGCUCAAACCUUCAAGAGGCUCCAGGUUUCUCUGCAUGACAUCUUAGCUGAAAGUUGCCCCCAGAAUCUUUGUGGCUUGUCUGCGGGUCUCACGAAGAGAGCUCUGUUUGGCAGGGAGGGGUUGGUGGGGGUAAAGGAGGUGAGCUGCCCCAGGCCCAAGGAAGCAGGAGAUGGUGGGAUGUAUUCUCCAGGGUGUGAUGGACAAAGCCCCAUACUCUACAGAAAGAAGCCCCCUGAAAAGGGCCUGCCAUCCUCACCAGCCCCAGCCCGCGUGAGAGCAAGAAAGAAACGGUGGAAGUGUGGGGUCUGUUCAGAGGGUGGGGAGUGCGCUGGUGGCUUCUUGGGGCUUGAUCAGAGACCUGGUGACGACAACCCUCAUUCUGUGGGAAGCCCCUCCCAAGGUGCUGACCUGGAGUCUGUGGGAGGCUCCCGCAGACCUCUCUCUCCCCAGGACACUGGGUCUGAUUCUGUAGAUCCAGGUGGAAGCUGGGGGGGAUGUGCCUCCGGGACUGAGAAGUUUGAGUAUUUGCUCACUGCAGGAAAUAGGGCACAGCCAGGCAGCCCUUGUGGGCUCUCAGUGCCCAGUGGAGGAGAGUCCCCCAGGCCAGCUGCACAGGGUCCUCCACAGAGCCCUGCACUGUGCCUGGGAGUGUCUGCACCGGCUUCUGCAGCUGAGCACAUCAUGGGGACUGGCAGCGAUGAAGGCUCUGCUGCUUCCCACGACCAAGAGGAGUUGGAGGUCAGGGCUCAACCAGCGUCCAGGGGAAGGCUGGGGCAAGGACUCGCUUUCCCUGCUGAUGCCUGUGCCAGCUCCCCAGAGCCCUCGGGCAGCCUCAGCUCCUGCUUGGAGCCUGCAGCUAGCAAGGCCUGCUCAGGCCCAUUCAGGGGACAGAGAGGAUCCCAGUAUGCUAGGAAGCCAAGCGGGGGUCCAGUGCCCUGUGCCCAAGAGCAGGGCACAGACAGAAGCUCAGACAACUCCACCCAGGAUGAGCCAGAGGAAUCCAGCCCUGGAGGCUGCCCCAGACUGGAGGAAGUGAAAAUGCCCCAUGGGGUGAAGCCUGUGUGUUAUGUCGGUUCUGGGGCCGCGAUCCAGCUCCUGGGGACCAUCAGCUACAGCCAGGCAGGUGGGCGGCAGGUGCUGAAGCUGGAGGCUCUGGAGGACUUGGAGAUCAGCUCACCCUCACCUUCCCAGAGGCUCAGAGGGAAGGAAAGACCCAUAGCUCGGGGCCCUGCUGGGUGUCAGGCCUUUGUUCCUGGCAUAUCCUACUGCCCCAAGAUUUUGGACUCUGGUGGCCUCUCUGACCCCUUCCACCCUCCAAGAAGCCGUUCCCUGUCCCUCAGGGACCCCACCUCUGAUGCUGACUGUCCAGGGCAUGGCCCAGUGGAGGCUGAAGAGGAGAAGCCUCUCCAAGCGGGGGCAGAGGACUCAGCUCGACUUCAGCUUCGACAGGAGAAGCUACCCCUGGGAAUCAGGAUACGGAGCCGUGUGGUCCGUGCCCUGCAGAAGGUGCUGUGGAGUCGCGUCCAGGAGCUUCCAGACCAGCUGCUGAGUGAGGAGAAGGUGGAGGACGUUGCUGCUGGCAUCGAGGCAGCCCUCUUCGACCUGACACAAGUCACCAACUGCCGCUACAAGACCAAGUACCGCAGCCUGCUCUUCAACCUGCGUGACCCCAGGAACCCAGACCUGUUUCUCAAAGUGGUUUGCGGCGAUGUCACCCCCCAUGACCUGGUGCGGAUGAACUCAACCCAACUGGCCCCCCAGGAGCUGGCCUGCUGGCGGGACCAGCAGGAGAAGAGGGUCCUGGAGAUCAUUGAGCAGCAGCAGAAAGAGCCACGCAGACUUCCAGCCUCCAAAAUGACCCACAAGGGAGAAGUCGAGAUCCUGAGGGACAUGGACCAGACACUAACCCUGGAGGCUCUGGUGGGACCCAUGGUGUCCACAGACUGCAGCCCACUGGCCCUGCCUGCCACAUCAGAAGACACCACAGAGCAGCAUGAGCACCACUUCCUAGACUCCAACUGCCACAUCUGCACGGAGUGGAAGUCCUGGACGGAGCUGUCAGGCUCCUUAAAGGACACCAGGAGCAGAGAGGACAAUGUCUUCCAGAGAGCCCCAAGCCCAGCUCCUGUGUUCUCUCCAGAGAUGCCCAAAGCCAGGGAGAUGCCUCCCACAGAGCCCCAGGACAGGGUCCUUCCCUCCAGGCUCCAGAUGCCUGCUGGACCCACAAAGGCCCUGCCUAGUCAGCCACCCUGGGAGGGCACCCUGGACAUGUUCUCCAUCAAGCAGUUCCGGGUCAAGGCUCAGCUGGUCUCGGGACAGAGCUGUCGGCUCAUCCAGGCUCUGCCCGAGGUGAUCCGCUCAGCAGGCUGCAUUGCCCCCAACACUGUCUGGGACCUGCUGGCCAGCAUCUGCCCAGCUGAGGCCAGGGAUGUCUGUGCAGUCAGACUGUGCCCACACGGGCCUCGGGACACCCAGAACUGCCACCUGCUCUACUCCUACCUCAACAGCAAGCAGUGCCACGGCCUGGGAGCCGUGCAGCACAUGGGCCUGGUCCUGCUGCCCCUGCCUGCCUUCCAGCCCCUGCCCACCAGACUGCGCCCUCUGGGGGGCCCAGGUCUGGAAGCCACUCACUCAAGCCUGUUGCUGGCUGUGCUGCUCCCUAAGGAAGGACUUCCAGACACAGCAGGGUCCAGCUUUCUGUGGGGAAAGGUUCGCAAGGUGGUCUCCUUCAACAGGAAAGUGGAGAAGAGAUACUACCAGCCAGAGAACAGGAGGCCGGAUGUGGCUCUGAAGGGCUCCCCUUCCCCAGGGCGUGCCCUGCAGCAGAGCCAGGGCAAGGACAGCCUGGCUCCAGGGGGAAUGUGUGCUUGGCAGAGACUCCCCAGAGGCAGGGGGAGACUGUGGGCAGAGGCUGAAGCCUGGCAGGGUUCUGAGCAAGGGCAGUGGCCUCCAGAACCAGGCUGGUGCCAGUCCUGGCAUCCCUAUUCAGCAGCACCAGCUGUCCAUGGUUUUGGCCGUGGCCAGCACCUCCAUAGGACCUCCUGUCCCCACCAAGCCCUGCUCCAGUACCUUGAAUCCCUGGUGACCAUGAGUCAUCAGCUCCAAGCCUCACUGUUACCCCCUGGCCAGGAGAUGCUUCCAGCACCCUCUGCGGCAUCUGCCCAGCCCCCCCCAGUCCCUGGGAUUCUUGCCCCCCUCUGCCAGCCCCGUGCAGGUCCAGAGCCCCCUGACCCAGCCCCUGACACCUCCUUGGGCCCUACAGAGAGAGCUGACUCUUAGUGUCCCCUCCCUAGAGAGACCUGACCCUCUUCACCCACUAGAACGGGGGCUUUGAUUCUCUCACCAGUGCUGAACCCUGAGGAGUUUCAGGGAGAGGCAGGGGUGGAGGAAGGGAAGGGUCAGCUCUACCUACUUGCCCUGUUUGAGUUUCCUGUUCUGCAGUCUGUUUGG
Cynocephalus volans (Philippine flying lemur) is the source of this 3750-nucleotide messenger RNA. RefSeq names its product SPOC domain containing 1 (gene SPOCD1). The record is from RefSeq and is a predicted model, not a curated record. The transcript has 15 exons. Bases 1 to 3579 code for a protein of 1192 amino acids. Gene Ontology annotation, biological process: DNA-templated transcription. Lineage: Eukaryota; Metazoa; Chordata; Mammalia; Dermoptera; Cynocephalidae.